UAUCCAACACUUCUGGCUAGAGGGAAGGGAAAAAGAAUGGGUGCUAGCAUGCCAAAGCAGUAUCUUCCGCUUUUAGGCCAACCAAUUGCUCUAUAUAGUUUCUACACUUUUUCACGGAUGUCUGAGGUUAAGGAAAUUGUUGUAGUUUGCGAUCCAUCUUACCGGGACAUAUUUGAAGAUGCCAGAGAGAAGAUCAAUGUGGACUUGAAAUUUGCAUUGCCUGGUAAGGAAAGACAAGAUUCCGUAUACAGUGGACUUCAGACAAUUGAUCCGACCUCUGACCUUGUAUGCAUCCAUGAUUCUGCAAGACCUUUGGUGACAUCCAGUGAUGUAGAAAAGGUUCUGAAUGAUGGGUUGCGAGUUGGAGCAUCAAUACUUGGUGUUCCCGCUAAAGCUACUAUUAAAGAGGUAUAAAUACAUACUUAUUUGAGUGCCUGAUUGUUUCCUAGAUACUAGUAAAAUUAUAGGUGACAAGUUGAU
Messenger RNA from Helianthus annuus (common sunflower), 480 nucleotides. Its product is annotated as 2-C-methyl-D-erythritol 4-phosphate cytidylyltransferase, chloroplastic. Gene Ontology annotation, biological process: isoprenoid biosynthetic process. The annotation marks the transcript as partial. Gene Ontology annotation, molecular function: 2-C-methyl-D-erythritol 4-phosphate cytidylyltransferase activity. The transcript has 6 exons. The record is from RefSeq and is a predicted model, not a curated record. NCBI's taxonomy places the organism in Eukaryota, Viridiplantae, Streptophyta, Magnoliopsida, Asterales, Asteraceae.